UUUACAACCUGGCGCUUACAUUUGUCUUCAGCAGCUCCCGUUUCGCCGCUUCCCUGCCGCGGAGAGCACCACAAUUUAGGCGCUUGAUAGCCUGAGCGCUAUCUCUCAGAAUGCUUCUUGCCUCAUGGUCAUCGGCCGCGUCAACCACUCAGCGCUAAUACACCUGUUAUUUACCCAGCUCCCUCGACAUUCUAUGCUACCUGGCAAAAAUGAUUGAUCAGGCCACUCUUCAGACUGCGACAUAUAACAUCAGGCAUAUAGCUACCGGGCAAUACGUUGCUCUCAAGGACACCAAGAGAACAUCGACUUUGAUUGUCCUCCAAGAUAGCCAUUUCGAACACCUUGCAUGGGUUUUGGACAAGCUGGCCGGACUUGAAGACACAUAUCAUGUCAGGAGUUUCCUGCAGAACACUUUUGCUCAGACGGGAGAGUCUCCUACCCCAGGCGCUGAAAUCAUUUCCGGGACGGAAUCAUACCCGUGGUUCAUUCGUCCUGCUGCCAGCGGUUUUGGUGACUUCUACCUUAUUUCACCUCAUUCAGAUCUCUCACUCUAUUGGACCAUCGUGAAGACCAGGGAUGGCACGAAAGCUAUACUAACCAACGAUCCACAACAUCAUGUAUACUGGCAAUUUGUUAAAAUGUCUGCCUAAGGUUGCAAGCUGGGAAUUGGGUGGGCUGUGACACUGGGCCUGGGUAGCGAAGUGGAGUGCGCGGGGUCCGAGUAUGAGGUUUGAGGGGUCAUAGUCCUGAGGGUCACGUCCAGCUAGUUCUCAGCGGAAUUUCUGUGUAGAUAGUAUUGUUUUCUGUGUUCUCAAUGAUUGAUUAAAAUUUUAAAAUAC
Messenger RNA from Suillus subalutaceus, 839 nucleotides. RefSeq lists its product as uncharacterized. Bases 210 to 650 code for a protein of 146 amino acids. NCBI's taxonomy places the organism in Eukaryota, Fungi, Basidiomycota, Agaricomycetes, Boletales, Suillaceae. The transcript has 4 exons. Gene Ontology annotation, molecular function: cysteine-type endopeptidase inhibitor activity. The record is from RefSeq and is a predicted model, not a curated record.